Molecule: messenger RNA, 1632 nt
Organism: Huiozyma naganishii CBS 8797
Lineage: Eukaryota; Fungi; Ascomycota; Saccharomycetes; Saccharomycetales; Saccharomycetaceae
Gene: SPS1
Product: putative serine/threonine protein kinase SPS1
Exons: 1
Coding region: 1-1632 (543 amino acids)
Biological process (GO): protein phosphorylation
Molecular function (GO): protein kinase activity; ATP binding
Source: RefSeq, a predicted model, not a curated record
AUGGAGAUAAGAGAGCUGUACAACACAUUGCCUCCUUCCACCCUUUUCACAAUUGAUAAAUGUGUUGGGAAAGGUAAUUUUGGAGACGUCUUCAAAGCAAUGAACAAUGUCACAAAAGAAGUUGUAGCAAUUAAAAUCAUCAACCUGGACGAUUCUGAAGAGGAAACGUUUGAGAUUAUUAAAGAAAUGAGGUUGAUGUCUCUUUUAAAGUCACCAUACAUUGCCCGGUACAUUACAACUAUCAAUGAGGACUAUUUGAUGUGGAUCGUGAUGGAGUACUGUGGGGGCGGCUCCGCUCGAGAUCUGAUCAAAACUUGCUACAGAGAAGGGCUAGCGGAAAACAAGGUGGCAUUUGUUGUGAAAAGCGUAUUGUUGGGACUACAAUACCUACAUGCUCAACACAAAAUCCACAGGGACAUAAAAGCUGCCAACAUUUUGCUGACAGAUUCAGGUUUGGUCAAAGUGGCAGAUUUCGGUGUGAGUGCUGAGAUGCGGUCCACAAUGAAGGCCAAGACGUUUGUUGGGACACCGUACUGGAUGGCACCAGAAGUUGUAAUGAAUGAGGGAAUGGGGUACAACGAAAAAUCCGAUAUUUGGUCCCUCGGAAUUACAACGUACGAAUUGCUAAAGGGUGUGCCACCUCUCGCAAAAUACGAUGCAAUUAGAGUAAUGAGAAACAUACCAAAGAGGAAACCACCCAAACUUCACGGUGCGUAUACAAACCUUGUUAAGCACUUUAUUGCCACUUGUUUGAUAAAGGACCCUGAAAAAAGACCUAGUGCCAGUGAGUUGCUAGAGCAUGAUUUUAUGGUCAAGGGUCCUGGUAACGUGGAAAAUUUGAAAAAUGAGGUCUCUUACUUAAAAUUUACUAAGGAAACGCAAGCAGUCGCAAGAAAGAAAUCAAGGUAUGACAUCAAUGAGCAGGGGGAAAUCCACGAUAGCGAAAACUGCGCGUCUGAACAAGUUGACGAUAGAAGUCCGAUAUUUGAGCUCAGCACCAAACAGCCCCCUUACAAGAAGGAGUCAUGGGUAGCUCAAGAGGUAAUGAGUCCGCCAGAAUUGAACGAGUCCUCAGAAGACCCUAGUCCAAUAUCUCCCAAUAUACUGAAAGAGAAGGAUUCUGGUAUUUCUAAAAACCAAACGGAAACACCAAUUACAAUGGAGAGCGCACCAUUCAAGAAGGAUGGUGAAGAUAAGAAAAAUACCGACCAUACAGUUGAGCGGCUUGUAAAUGGUUGUAAUGGUCUCACUCCUUUUGAGCUGGGAUCAGGCAUGGAGAUAGAUCCCGAAACAGAUUCGAAAAGGUUGACAUACGAACAGAACAACGUUGAAUGUAGUAGUGACGAGCCAUAUAAAAAUGCAGUUAGUGAUCACCCGAAGUCUAAUGAGCAGAAUGUACCUGACAAACUGGUAGAGUACGAGUUACUUAACAAUUUUGUUCAUGUUGUUUCUCCAAGUUUGAAAAGAAUGGAAAGUAGGGCAACCGACUCUACAACAAAAACCUACGUAAAUUCUUUGCUGGAUACAUUUGCAGCUUUAGAAGAGGUCAUUCCAGGAUUCUGUGAUGUAUUCAUGGAAGAAAUCAAUUCACGCAUGGAAAUGGUUCGUGAAUACGUAGUUCACAAACCUUGA